CUGAAUACAGUGAAAAAUCAGUUGCCCCGUCGGGAAUCGGAAAAAAUAAAUCACCCAUUGAAGCCUCAUUACAACAUAUUAGUUCACAUGAAAGCUAAGAUUUCCGUCUUGUCCCACACGUACAAAGACUACAUGGAUUUAAAUUUAGGCUGUUUCAUUCCUGGAAAAGUGAUCGAUGAAGCUUUUAGAGUAUUGCGUUGCCUCAAAGCUGUCAAAAUAAUACCUUACUACAAUGAAAUACUUCAAGAAUUUCUGGACAUAAGUAGUAUGGCAAUAGAACAUUUCAGGGAAGAAAUAACUCGAGAUAUCGAGCAAUGUCUCCAUCAAGCCGAUUCCUUCGAAAGCUUAGAACUAUCUAACGAUGAUUCCUCAUCGAACUCACGAAUAAUCUUGUCUCUACCAGCUAAUUUUAAUCCGCAGCAGCUGAAUCGGACCUUUAAAAAAAUCAACAAUCGCUUGAGGGCAAACCAAAAGAACGCAAUCUUGAUGAAAGAACAAUUCAGCGAAGUCAGGUGGAAGAUGAAAAGGCAGUCUUUCAAAAUGAAACGUCAGCGUUUGAAAAUGCAAGAAUACGUUGAAAAAAUUAACAAUUUUGAUAAAAAUAUGCAAGGGUACAUCAAUAACAUUCAAAAUCAGGAUUUGAUGCUGCAGGAGCACGCGAAAAAAAUGAAAAGCCAAAAUUUGAAGCUACAACGUUGCGCAAAAAGAAUUCAAGACCAAGACGUUCAAAUAGCUGACAUCACUAAGCACAUCGAUUGCUUGAGUCAAAAAUUGAGAAAUUUGAGCAGUCUAGAGUGUCGCGAUACUACUGAAGUGCCAAAAUUAAGAGACACCCAACGUCUCGCAUGCUAACAGCGAAGCCAACAAUGUUAGUAUUAUUUUUUUUUAAAGUGGUAAUUACUUAUAUGAAACCUGUCACGUGUGGUCACACGUAAAAAGUAGUCUGACAGACUUCUGGCAACAGUCUUUUUUCACCGGUUGUUACAGUGUCACGCACGCACACAUUUUCAUUCUCAUUACAUUCGAAACAAUUUUUCAAGCAUUCUUACUGACAUAUUUUGAUAUGUAGUUCCUUUCUCCAAUUUGCGUGCUA
Molecule: messenger RNA, 1093 nt
Organism: Phymastichus coffea
Lineage: Eukaryota; Metazoa; Arthropoda; Insecta; Hymenoptera; Eulophidae
Product: F-box only protein 28-like
Exons: 2
Coding region: 88-852 (254 amino acids)
Biological process (GO): protein polyubiquitination
Source: RefSeq, a predicted model, not a curated record